Messenger RNA from Clunio marinus, 4830 nucleotides. Lineage: Eukaryota; Metazoa; Arthropoda; Insecta; Diptera; Chironomidae. The record is from the annotation of a GenBank genome assembly.
AUGUCGACAACGUCAAUUGCACAAUGUCCGCGUUUUGUUCAAAAUGCAUGGAAGAAAGAUUUAUGUUCGAAUUGCUUUAAAUCGAAAGAAGAACAUGCAGUUGUAUUGCAAACUGUAAAGUCAAUUCCAACAUCGCCACAAAAAAUUCCACCGCCUCCAGCGAAAAGCAUCAUUAAAGUAAAUUUCCCAACGACAUCGUCGAGUCACAACAAGAAAUCGUCGAGUAAGAAGAAAUCUGUGAACUUUCCUAAAGAAGUGAGUGAGGUGAUCGGAUUUGGAGGUGAAUGGUCGGGAUCAGAUGGAAGUGAUUACGAUGAUGAUGUGACUGACAAUAAUGAUCCAGGGAAGGAAGUUGUUUACGACGAAGACGAGAAUCUUCAACGUUUGACAAAAACAAACACGGAAUUCAACAUGAACAACGGGAAUCUUUUAGGUGACCCAACUUCAAACAUCAAACGAUCGUUUGCUGCACUUAAACUUGGAGCACCACAAAAAGACUCAGCUGGAAAGAAGCAAACACUGAAAAUCUCUGUAACUCCAUUCAACACUGGACCGACAUCAACAAAGUUCGAUAUCAAAUCAAAACUUCCAACAAAUGAAUCGAAAGAUGAGAAAUCGAAGAGUAACAAUGGAAUUAUUCUCAAAUCAAUUACAUCAACAUCAAAUGAAGGGAGUUGUUCGAAGACGAAUGGAAAUGAUGAAGUUGAUAAGUCACCAGAUUAUGAAGUGAAGAUAAGCAAUGAGAAAUCGUUACUUGAAGAAAUUUCUGAGACGCUUCUUAGUAAAAGAAUUGUUGUGAAUGAAAAGAAAGGAAAAGAAAGAGAAAUCGUCGAGUCAAAAUCAUCGGAACAGUCAAAAAACGACGUUAUCAAGGUGGAAAUCAAGAACCAAGAGAGCGUUACAUCCGCUAUAAUUUCAUCUGAUUCCACCUUAACAACAACAUCAUCAACAAUUUCAGCUGGCAAACGAUCAAUAACACGUGGAAAUGCAAUUUUAAAGGACAUGGAAAAGCCGAAAAUUCAAAUCUUCUCGAAAACAUCAGAAUCUGAUAAUGGAAGUGACAUGGAGAAUGGAACAACUUCUGAUUAUUAUGACGUUGUUGAGACACGGAAUAGUUAUGAAAAUAUUCCCGACGGUAUAGAUAACAACAACAAGAAAAUUUCCAUUUCAGUUGACGGUCCCGAUCCGAAAAAGACUGAAAACGAAGCAAUGAAAACUUCAGAAACUCUUCUUAAAAAGAAAUCACAUUUCUUCUCAAAUCAGACAGUUUCGGAAAUGUUCUUAGCACAUAAGCCGAUUAAUGAUGCGAUUAAGAAACGAAGUGAGUCUUACAAUUUAGCUGACAAAACAUUCGUUACAAGUAAGAUUACAAACGAUGGUUUAAUUGUCACGAAAAGUCACAUCAAUGAAGAUGCUUUGGAUUCGACUGGUUCAAGUUUUGACAGUUCAAGUAGCGAUGAAGAAUUGUCGAAUAAUCGAAGUGAAUCUGAUAGUGGAAUAAAUGUGAAAAGUGCGACAACGUCAGGAGGUAAUGUGAAGAAUGGCAGCAGCAGUAAUCACAGUUCGGAUUAUGAAGACAUUCAAGUUGCUGAUGAGAUUCAAAAAGCAAUGGAGAAAGGGAAAAGUCGUGCGUUAGCUGGUGAACCUGAUGGCAGGUCAGAUCCUGAUGGAAGUUCCGAAACUUCACCAGCACCAGCAUUGCCUCAAAAUCCUCCACCAUCUGUUGAUCCACGUCAAUCUUUUCUUCAUUCAUCAUCAGCAACUAACAACAAAUUCACGACGCCUGACAAGCCGAAAGUCCCAACAAAACCAGUGACAGUUAACAUCGUUAAGCCAUUUCAGAAAAGAAAUGCUGAGAUCAUCAUGCAACUUCAACAAGUCAUAAAUAAAGAGAAAUCAUUGUCAGCUGACUCGCUUGAUGUGAUGAAGUCACCGAAAAAGACGCGAGCUCCCGUUCCACCAAAUGGUGAAAGUGAAAUUCUGAAAACAUAUAAAGAAGAGCCUUAUGGAGAUGAUGAACCCAUCAUGAGCUUCAAAGAGAUUGCACAAGUUAAGAAUAAAAUGCAAGUGAAGACAAACACAGUUCAAUUGAAAGAAGCGCGAAGUUAUCCAGCAAUUAAUCCAAAAUUUCGUAGCUUAAAUCAUCUUAACAAAAGUCACGACGCUCAAGAAAAGCUUGAAAAGUUUGAGAAACUUCAGAAGCCAUCGACACCAGAACCAGCGCCACGUCAUAGCCUUUCAUUGUCACAAGAUUCACUCAAUGCUGACAUGGAGAAAUCUAAGAAAAAAAAGUUUUCAAUUAAGAAAUUUCUUCGAAUGGGAAACAACAAGACUGAGAAUGGAUCGAAGAAAGAUUACAGUCAUUAUGCUGACAUUCCCACAAGUCCCACAAGUGAUGGCGAUGGUCAAGGUGGCGUUCCACAAGUUAAACCUCGACUCAUAAUAAUUCAUCCUUUGGAUAUUAAUAACACUGGAGUUCAAGUCGUGAAAGACGCAAGCAGCGCUUCACCGACCUCGUCACCUGAAUGUGACAAGACUCAAAUUGUCGUGCACAAGCCACCUCCAGCGCCGCCUGUUCGAGCUGAUACAACAAAGCUUGAAGUCAAUAAGCCAUCACGACCUCCACCACCCAAAAAUACUGAACUUCGAUCAAAAAUAGAAUCGGAAGUCGAACAACAAGGUCAAUCACAAAAAUCGAAGGCACCGUCGCCUCCAAUCGACAAUGUUUAUGCUAAUUUGGGUGAAGUGCGAAAUUCCAUUGCACCACGUAAGCCUGAACGAACAGCAAGUAUGAGAGAGCGCGAAGCUAAAGCUUUGGAGCUUCAACGACGUCAACCAGUUGGUUCAUCAUCACAAAUCGACAUUGAUGAUGAUUCAGCUUCAAUUGAUGAAACUUGCAAAAGCGAAGAAUCAAUUAUAGCGAAACCAAUUCUUGUUAAUAUUAUAGCGGAUUCCUUUAGCGAUCGUAAGAAGAAAUUACUUGAGAUUGAAAACAUUUCAACACGAAGUAAAAUAGAAAUGUUUGAAAGUAAUGCUGUGAAGACAGAAUCGUCAAAAGUUUUAGCGAGUAAAUCGCCGCCGGUUUCACCAGUAGGUGGAAAGCAACAAACGACAACGUAUUAUCUUAACAAUGACAACUUGAAGUCAUCAGUUCAAAAAAUGAACGUGACGAUUGAUAAUUAUUUAAAGAAUAAGAAACUCAUAAGUGUUUCAGACACAAACUUACUCAACAAUAGUCGGUCACCGACACCUCCGCAAAUUCUUUCAAGCGCCAGUCAAGAGAUGGCGCCACUUACACACAAUAACAAUAAUCGCAAUUAUUCGAUUCGAAACAGCGGCACAAAUGUCAGCAAUAUUGAUUUUUGUGGAAGUGAAGCGGGAUUUGAUGUCGCACAAGGUGAUCCCAUUGAUGGCUAUCAAGCAUCUUCACGUUCCAAUAAAACUGUAAGUCGACUUCGAAUGCGAAAAGGAAGGAGUGUUGUUCAUACGAAUCUUGAAGAUAAUUAUUCAGCGGUUAUCGUAGCUAAUCAUGAAGCUUUAGCUCAAGUUCUUGAUCAACUUCAGCAACCGCAUAUGAUUCCACCAACAAUGCGCCCCAUCGCAAAUUCUAUAAAUCUUCGUUUUGACGAUUUCAUUAUAAUUGAUUCGAUUGGACUGGUCGUUGGUAAGAGCGUUUUUCAUCAAGCUGUCUGGCAGAAUUCAAUUUAUGUGACGCUUGUAUUGACAUCCGAUUCGAAUCAAAUGGUUUCGGGUGUAUGUAGUGAAUUGAAUCAAAUGAGCGGCGGUGCUUCGGGAGCACUUAAAAUGAUUACUGAAUUCUGCGAUUUGGUGCCAAACAACUACUUGCCAUCAAUGCCCACAACAAAAGUUCAGAUGGUGCAAGCCACCAUCACUGUACUGCCGAAAUUAAAUGUGGAAACACUCGAAGCAAUGGGUGCAAUGAUUAAGUCAAAAGCACAAAAUCAAAGUCUCUUCAAUGGCUCAAACAUUAAUCUCAACAGCAAUAAUAGCAAUCUCGAUGACGACACAAUAUCAAUGAAUGAAAAAUCGCCAUCGAGUGAUAUAAAGUUAAAUAAAAAUGGAUUAUUCGAUGAUCUGUUAUGUCGAGAAGUUAGCUUCAUUAUGUUGCAAUUGGUGAAUGGAUUAAAAAUGUUGCAAGCGAAAGGUGUUGAAGAAAUGCCGUUGGGUCUUUCAAACAUCAUCAUGUGUCGUGAGUUGGAUAAAGAAACUCAAGCGAGAUUAUGUAUUCUUCAAGGAUUAAAUCCUGACAUCUCAAGUGAUGAAGACGAAGAAAUGGGAACUUUAUGUCAAUGUGCUUUGAAAGUUCUCAAAGAGUUUUUGCCGGAAACAAAACUUACUCCUAUUUUGUCGCAUUUAUUAGAGCAAGAACGUGCUGAUACUUUAUCAAAAUCAAAAUCAGUGCUUGAAUAUCUUCUUUGGGGACCUGCUGAUGUUCCAAUAAAUGGUCCAUUACGUGAAAGAGAAGUGACGUUACAAAGAUGGUUAGAUUUGUCAAGAGCUACGGCAUUACGCUCACUGGCAGGCAGCAAAAUUGAUUUGACAAUUUACGAUGAAUGUCAUUUAAUUUUUCUUAUUCGAUCAAAUUCAAAAGCAAUGUUUGACGCAUCACAAAUUAUUGCUGCUAAUUUUAAUGCUCCUGCCAAUUGAAUACUCAUUCACAUGGGACAAGAUUUUCAUGAAACAUAAAUAUUAAAUGCAAAUAUAAAUAUUAAAUAUAUAUAAAAUAUUAAUUAUUAUCAUAAAUUAAGUAUUUUGGAAUUAAACUUUAUUUUCGGCAAUAAAACUGUUGUGAGAAACUUUACAAUUAAA